AUGGCUAAUAGAAGCCCACCGGAUCCAAUGUAUGUCUUUCGGGGUACCGGAGCAGCUAUCAAUGUUCUCAGGUUUGCUCCAAAGUCUACAAGAGAGGAAGGGCUUUUACUUUCUGGGUAGGUAUUUUAACCUCAAUUUCUACAAAGAAAGUGGAACCUUCGGUUUUUCCUCUUGUGUUCUGCCACCCCUCCUUCCAUUUAUUCGGGAAACAGUGGUAAAUCUGCAAAGGCUUUUCCUUGGUGUUGUUUGGAACACCCGGUGGGUUGAUAUUGUGAAAAAAAGAAGGAUGGAGAAAACUAAACUGGUCUCUUGAUGUGGAUGAGUAUUCUCAAUGGUCAAAAUUUGCUGUCAUGUGAUACUGAAUUCAACAGGUUCCCCCCCCCCCCCCUACGGCACUCACUCACUCACUUAGUCGCCCGAAGGCGGGCAACCACUAGAUCUUUCCACAGCCUCUUAUCAGCCAUCAGUGCAGCAAUCUCACUUGCUUCGAAUAUCCCAGUAUCCCUCUUAAGAGUGUCAAUAUAGGUAGUAUUCGGUCUUCCUCUCCUGCGAUGGCCAUGUUUGGGCUCCCAAAGGACUAAUUUCUGGGUACUUAGCUCUGGAUGGCGAUAACAGUGUCCCGCAAGUUGUAGCCUAUGAGAGGCGAUGUUGUUGCUGACUGCUGGUGGAUCUCUGUACAGUUGUUGGUUUGGUAUGUGGCUGCUCCUGUGGAUGUUUAAAGCUUUUCGCAGCAUCCUAGUGUAUGUUCCAUCCAACGACUUUUCUUGUGCUUUUGACAGAGCUCAGCUCUCGCAUCCAUAAAGUAAGAUUGAUUCAAUGGUGGCUAUGAAGAAUCUGAUUUUCAAAUCUUUACUCAUAUUGGACUUCCAUAUUUUCGUCAUACCAUUCAAAGCUCUCCAAGCCUGCGCUUUCCUUAUGCUGAUGUCUUUUUCUGAGUUAUCAACCCAUGACCCUAAAUAUUUGAAGUCAUCCUUCCAUUCCAGAUAAGUACCAUCAAAUGUAUGUAAUGGUGUUCGAUCAUCAAUGUUAUAAGCAACUGAUUUUGUUUUCUUAGCAUUCAGUACCAGGCCAACUUUCUUGCACUCUUUUUCAACUGUUAGCAGUAAUUCCUGAGCUUGAGCUAUUUCAUCCGACAGUAGUGCUAUGUCGUCUGCGAAGUCUAAGUCAGCAAGAACUACUUUGGGGUGUCUUCUUGAUCUUCGAGGGGUGAUGGUAAAUCCCAACUCUUCUUCUUUCCCAGCCAUAGCUUUACUCAUAGCAUAGUCAAGCACGAUUAUAAACAGGAAAGGAGCUAAUGUGUCGCCCUGCAGUACACCGGUUGUGAUGUCGAACAUCUCUGUUUCUCCAUCUGGAGAAACCACUUUGGCCUUUGUAUUCGUAUACAUCAUCUCUAUAGCUUGCAACAGGUUAGGUGGAAUCCCAUAGGCUUUAAGAAUACGCAUCAUUUUACCCCGAUGAAUUGAGUCGAAUGCCUUCUUGAAGUCAAUAAAAGUCAUGACAGCUUCAAUGUUAUUUGCUUUAACUCCCUCGAUUAUUCUUCUGAGUGUUAAUAUUUGGGCCACUGUAGAUCUUUUGGGCCGGAAACCGUUCUGGUUCACUCUGAGUCGGAUGUCAAUUACACUCCUGAUUCGGUUUAAAAUCAGGCGAUUAUACAUCUUGGCUAUGAUGCAAAUCAGGCUGAUUCCCCUGUAAUUAUCGGUCUUUGACAAGUCCCCAGAUUUAGGUACAGGGAUGAUAUUCAUAUAGGACCACAGAUCAGGUUUGUCAUUUUUUAUCAGAGCUUGAUUGCAGAAGUCUAGACAUAUGUUGUCAAAGUCACAUAACUUGAAUACUUCAGGUGGUAUUGCAUCCGGGCCAGCUGCUUUCCCGAUUUUUAAUGAAGAUUUCACUUUCUUGAGCUCUUCUAUAGUGAACAGGCCGUCAUUGAUAUCAAGGUCCUCAAAGAUGUUUGGUAUUUCUUCGUCCAGAUCUUCUACCUCUGGGGGAUUACCCAGGAGUUUCUUAAAGUGGGUGAACCAUGUGAUCACUCGUUCCUCAGGGCUUGAUCCCUCUACUUGACCUUCUUUAGCUCUUUUCCUUCCAGUAAUCUCAUUAACUGCCUUCCAUGCCUCACCAUAUUUCUGGGCUUCAUGAGAGGCUUCGAUGGUUCGUAUUUGUGCCUCUAAUUCCACUUCCCUCACUUGAUCAUAUACUUUAUACAGAUUACUCAGGGCUUGAGACCAAGCUUCUUUAUCUUCCUCGGUGUUGGUGCAUUCGUACAGACUCUGCGCCGCCUGUGCUUCCUGGCGGGCUGAUACCACUUGUGCGUUUGAUGAUCGGAGGGAUUUCCUAGCUUUUGUUUUCUUAGGCAGGCAUUCUUCCAUAGCUUGUCUGUUGGCUUUAACAAACUUUUCAUACUUAACCCCAUUACCUUCAUCACUCAAUACGUGGUAUCUAUUCUUGACAGCGACUGUGUAUUUCCACUGAAGGUCUGGGUCAGUGGAAAACUGCUUCCAGUCAUAUUUCAUCUUCUUGGCUGCUUUAGAUAUUCCAAGACUAAGCUUGAUUUUAGCACAAACUACCCGAUGGUCAGAACCCACUGUGCUGAAGGUGUUGUAAGCUUCACGGCAGCAUUCUGGACGCUGUUCCUCCAGUUACGGCGCACUAAUAUGUAAUUGAGUUGCCGCAACGAUCCUGUGCUACCUAUGAAGGUCCACAAUUUUCCUGGUCGUUUCUUAAACUGAGUGUUAGCUGCUAUUAGACUGUACUCAGAUAAUAAUUCUACGAGGUACUUUCCAUUUCUGUUAGUUACAUCAUGAUAUGUGAAUGGAACUUCAUCCGGCCCUAGUCUUGCAUUGAAAUCUCCAAUACAAGCAAGAAAAUUAUGUGCUGGGACAUCCUGCAGGGUAUCUCUCAGGUCAUUAUAAAAUUCCUCGACUUCAACUUCAUCCGCACAGUUAGUAGGUGCGUAAACAACAAUCACAGUAGUCUUAGGAUUGCCAUCAAAUUCAGCCGUCAUGAUUCUUUUGCUGAUUCGCUUGGUUUUCAGCAGAGCUUUUCUUGCUUUCUGACUUAGCAGAAGUCCAACUCCACCUUGGGAUGCUUGUGCCUCAUUUCUCCAGCCUGAGGAGGUAACUAAAUAGCUGGAACCGACCUUUCUAAACUCAAUGGGGUCAUCAUGGAUGAUACGAUGUUCUUGCACCCUACGGCUAUAAUAAUUAUUAAUGGAUAGCUCCUUAUAUAUUGUUGUUCAUGGUUUUACCUUAAAGUCGCUCGGUAUUAAAAAUAUUUGUAACUUCAUUGCAAGGUCUGCUAAAGGUAUUAUUAACCUAUGGAGUCUUAAAACAAAAAGAACAGUACUUAUUCUGGAUGGCCAUAAUGGGAAUGGAAUCCUUGCUGCAGAUUUUCUUCCUGGUGGAAAAGUUGUCAGGUUAGUAGGAGGGAUCAAAAAAGUAAGAAAAUUGGUAAUUUUGCAUUUCCUUGUCCGAUAAAAUUAAUACAGUCACUUUUCAUUGCUUCCCACUGCUGGGAUAUUUUAUGAGCAAGACAUCUGCAUUUUGGCUCAAACAAUUCCAUACUGGUUUUGUAAAACUGCCUAGAAUUUAGUAAAGAGCUCUGAUUGUUUGACUUGAUAAUAUAUACCCUUUCAAUUAUUGUUCAAAUGGUUACCAUUACAAAGGUCAAGCCUUCUGAAUCCACCAAAAAACACUCAUUUCCUUUUUGUGAGUCCACCAUCCCUUCCUUAACUGUUAAAAAUAUCCAAAUGAAACAGAGUUUGGCAUGAAAGUUAAUUGUCAUUGUCAGAUGAUGAUGCCUCAAUCAUGUUUCUCAUAGUCAUGGACGAGAUGGGUAUCUUAAAUCGUGGAACUGUUGUGAAGGAAGAUCUGAAGUGGUGAACAGUCUUUCAGUUCCUUUUCUUGGUUUUUGCCAGUUUUGUAUUUCACCAAGAGGUAUGUUGAGGUGCAAACCUUCUUUCAGGCCAUAGCUGAUUCAUUCAAUCUAGACAAGUUCUAGUCUUUUAAUUCUGCAAUUAAUAUGAGUACAAGCAAGCUGUGACUGUAGGAAAGCAAAAUUGUAAGGGCUUCUUAUCCAGAGGAUUUCAAGUUGGAAUCAAAGUUUUUUUCAAUCUCUGUUGGCCUAUCAUUAUAUUGUCAUCCUCUAAUAAGGGGAAAGGAGAAGGUGUAACAAAGGGAAUACACAAGUACCUUAGGAAAUCCCCCAAGAACAACCCCUGUAUUUUAGACACCAUGUGGUUCCAUUUCAAGUUCCAAUUCACAUUUUUUUCAAGCCCUGUUAAUCCAUUGACAUCCUUUAAUUCUAAAAACAGAUGAAGUUCAUAUUGACUGAACUGGUGUACGAAGGGGAGUCCACAUAAGGGAUCCCCCUCAGAACAAACCCUGUAUUUUGGACACUGUUUGGCUCCAUUUCAUGUCCUGAUCCAAUUUUUUUUUAAUCCUUGUUAACCCAUAAACAUCCUCUAAUUCUAAUAAGAGAGGAAUUCAUUUGGAGACUCCAUUUAAGAAGGAGAGUCCACAUAAGGGAAUCCCUCUUGAACAACCCUGUAUUUUAGACACCACUUGGUUCCAAUUUCAAGUUCCAAUUCAAGUUUUUUUUUUUUCGAGCUCUGUUAACCCAUUGACAUCCUCUUUCUAAUAACAGGAAUGGGGAGUUCAUCUGGAGACUGGUGUACAUGUAUCGAGAAGGAGCAUCCCACAUAAGACACUCCCCCUAGAUCCACCUCUAUAUUUUGUACAGUGUUAAAGAAAACUCCCCUACUCUUCAUUUUGUGGAGUAUUUCUCAGUUUUUGCUAUGAGAAUUCUUUGUUGUGACUGAUCUUUACAUCUUGUCUUGAUUAAUAUUGACGUGGUAGUUUAAAAUAAUGCUCUUUUCAGGAAAUGACUCAAACUGGAUUGUUUUGCCAUCAUCUGAACAAUCUGAGGUAAGGUACAAUGUAGGAAACUGUGCCACUUUUUCUCAAAUAUCUACCAUAUAAUAUUAAAAGUUUAAGAACAAAUGGAAAUACUAGUUUUUGAUUAAUCAAACUUGAUAUUACAUGUACCUCUACUCUGUUGGCUCCAUCACUGAUAUAAUUCAAGUUUUUUUUUUCUUCUUUUCUGCCAUUUAUCUGAAUGUGGCAGUGUCCAACUAGAAGGCCCUUGUUACUUUGGUCACUGCACACAUUAAUGUACAUUACCUCUUUUUAGCCUGAUGAUUACUUAUUAUUCCAUUUUUUCUUCUAUUUGUCGUUAUAUAACUUGUGCAAGUGCCCUAUAUGGUGUAAAAUAAAGAAUUGAAUACCCUGUGAGCGUGGCUCUUCUGUCACGUACAUAGUUGAUUUGUUUAUGACGGGGCAUAUAAAACAAACCAACUGCGUGACUGACAAGCCAUGCAAAUGACUUUGUAAACACUAAAAGCCAUGUAAGAGAGAAUCCUCUGCUCCCCAGGUAAGAAUAGAAUUGAAUUGCUUCAUGUACACUGGCUGAGAGAAAAUUCUGAUUUUUUUAAACAAAAAACAACAUCAACAACAAGACUUAAGCAGUGGCAAAAGCUCAAAAUUUUGUCUCUGCCAGAGUAGUGAUGAAAAUUUAUAAUGAUUAAGUUCAAAAUUAAUUGAUUGUUUCCUAUACAAUUAGCUACAACAGCAGGUAAAUAAAAUGUGUUUGUCCCUGUUACUCACUACAAUUUUUGAGUGGAAGAUGUUGAAAUCCUCUAUUUUUAAGCCCAAGGGGUGGCUUAGAGACACGGGGCUUAUUUAAGAGGGAGGAGGGCUCAUUUAAUUUAGUGAAGAUUAUGGUAGCUGUCCAUAAAGAACUAGAAUGUGCAAAAGUGCAAAAGCCCAGGCACAUGAAGUUGGAGUUCAUGAAUCCGAAUUUCAAAAACAAAUCCAGUCUUUCAGCAUGUGAAUACACCAUACCAGAUCAGUCCACAUGAAGAUGUGUUAUAGUGAAAUAUAGUCUAUCAUUUAAGAAUAAGAGGGAAGGGUGGGGGUGGCUUAAAACAGGGAGGGGGGCUUAAAAAUUUUCUUCCUCCGGAAGGUGGGGGCAGGCUUUUUCGAGAGGUGGGGCUGGAGGGAGGAUUUACAUUUUUUUUUAUUCUCUAGCAAAUAUUAUUGUAUUUUGAGUAAGACUUCUGUGUGUUUUUUAAAUGAAUUUUUAGAUAAACAUUCUUGAUUUAGAAUCUAAGAAAACCCUCUUCACUUUCAAGUCUGAGGAGAAAAAGUCAUUGGGUAAGUAAGACAAUAUCAGUAUCGUGUUCCAGAAUAAUGUAUCCAUUCUUCUCCCACUGAGGAUCUUUUGGGUCAUGCUGCCCUACCUCUUUAGAAAUUCCAGUUUAGCUUCAAACUUUCCUUAAUUUUUUUGAAGCUUUAAGACCCCACUCUUUCUUGAAAUUUCUGGAGAUCCAUGGUUUGGGUAUGCAUUUUUUUUGGAGCUGUACAUCAAGAAAGGUGUAUCAAUUGCAUGGGACCGCAAAGGAACCAUCCAGAGAGAAAAAUUCUGAUUAAUGUGCCCAAUGAGCUAAGGCCACUAAACUAGGUUCAUGUCACAUUUUUUUAAAAGUUGUUUUCAGUUUUAUUGUCUUUCUUUUGAAGGAAUGUGCAUGUGUUUGUCGCUAUUUAACAAUCCAAAAACACAGAAGCCUCUGUUGGCUGCAGGAUAUGAAAAUGGGCAGAUGCUACUGUGGGAUGUAAUGGAGGAAAAAAAAUUGAGCAACAUUACAGUCCAUUCUGAAUCAGGUAAUAAUGAAUUUGUUGUUUAGUGGGUAGGACAUCCAUAUAUGAAAACUUGUUAUCUGGGGGUCUUAUGUUAAGUAAUGGUACCCCAGGGCACCACCUUCUUAUUGGGCUGUCUGUGGCAAAGCCCAUUUGAGUCCUGAGUAGUGAUUUUGUUCCCCUUGCACCCUAUGUCCCUGACGCAUAAAAAUCCCAAAGACGACAAAAGUUCGUGGCACGGGUCCUGUAGGACGCAAAGAUCGGUCGAUCUAUCUGAAGAUGUUUUUGUAGAAUAUCCAGUUCCUGUGAUUGCAUUUUCCUUAUAGUCUUUGUUGUACUUUUCAAAAGAAUAUCUUUAAUCUUAGUAUCUGGUCACAUAAAGGCCCAAGCAUUUCAAUUUAGGACUUACCGGUUUUAUUUUUGGAACUUGGACUCAAUGGUUCUGGAGUAUGACUCGUGAUUUGUUCACAAGAUGAGUUCCAGGACUCACCAUAACUAUUUGUAACAAAAUCAUGAUCACUACCUGAGCAGCCUGCAUGUCCUGAAAAAAGGACAAAAUAGCAGACACAUAACCCGGCAUCCUGUAGCCCAUGCAUACUUUCAAUCCUGAAUCCCGGCCUUCAAUCCUGGUUCCCAAAAAACCUACUGGGGACCCUCUUUUAUUAAAAAAGGGCCCUUGCUAACUUAGGUGGGGAGAUCAGGGGAGUGGGAGCCCAGGAGAAUUGGGGGUGGGAGGGGUAUAGGAGAAGAGAGAGGGAGAUAGGAGAUCUAAAAGGGCAGGAUGCAAAGGAAACAGGGCGGAAAUUAUUUCUCAACAUUUCGUUAUUGACAAAAGGUUAAAGGGAGGAAGCUAAGAAAAGGGGAGGAGCCGAAAAUGUAAGGUACAGAAGACAGGAGGCUUGGACUCCCUAACCCCCCUCCCCCCCCCACCCACUAUAUGUCUUGACCCCAGUUGUUCAAAAGGUGGAUAGCGAUAUCCACUGGAUGAUGCAAUUUCUUUCCCUAAUACUUGCCUCUGUAUAGAAGUUUGAACAACUGGGGCCUGGAGGCUUCCAUUUCUGGAACAGUUUUUUCUUUCUUUCUUUUAGUUCUCUGUAUGGAUGUAGAUGUAAAAAAUCUUCGUAUAGUCUCAGGCUCAGCAGAUAACAAAAUAUGUGUAUUAUUGAUAUCUUCCCAGGUGAGUGUAUUAAAUGCCAGGAGGUGGGUGGGGCAUUCAACAAAGUUUUAUACGAGCACCCUCCUGGAUUCUUCUCCUGGUGCGAUUUGUCUAGAAUGCAACUGCCUUAUUUUCAGACCUAAAGAACUUUCCAUUGAGAAAUUUAGCAAUUACUAACAACCUCUUAUGCUCUGACUCUAGUGCGCAAUAUCAGUAGACAAACAGAUUGAAUUAAAGAACCAGGGAAUUUCUUCUGUUAAAAUUCGAAAAGACGGCAAGAUCAUGGCCACUGGAGGAUGGGACAGCAGGUAAGACGUGUCGCACGCUCGGUUCUUCGGUCGCCUUACUAUUAAGUCGUUUCGCUACAAGUAAAUUCGUCUCGCUGCAUCUUGAAGUCGAUUCGCCGCAAGACCACAACUCUUAGCGAGUCCACGACUUUGUAGCGAAACGAUCUGUAAUAGUCUUUUUUAGCGCCACUCACUCCGCUCCACAAAUGGCUGGAAGAGGAAGGAGAGAUAGAUAAGAUAGCGUGCGAGAAAGCUCUCUGUUUGAAAGUCGCGCAAGUCGUAGGUCACGCGUGGUCGCCUCUCGUGAUUCUCAAAUGGAGACUUUACAUGCAGGCUAAGGAAGGGAAGCAUUUAAGAAAGAUUUAGAAUCACGUUUAAGGCAAAUCCCGAAUCCUGGGUAUCGGUCAAAUCCCUAGCCUGCGCGCAGACGAAAUUAAACUCUGGUUAACUCCGUCUGCGAAACAGCGCCGAAAUCCUUGUUCUGGACUUCCAGCUGUGUACCCAGAUUUGAGUACGCGCCACGAUUGGCCAGUUAAAAAAGGCCUUUGUUUUGUUUGUCGUGAUCGCCAAUCAGGUUGAAGGGAAAUUCGAAACGCACUUCCGGUAAUUGGUUGAGUCCGUUGGGGGUUCAGAACAAGGAUCUCUGCGCUGCUUCGCAGACGGCUACUAAUCAGAGUUUAGUUAUCGUCUGCACGCAGGCUAUCAAAUCCCGUAUCCCGUCAAGAAAUUGUGCGUUUUUCCGAAUUCCGCACUACAGUUCGCCGAAAUCCUGGAUCCCGAGAAUACCCUUUUAGAGCGUGUUGUUCUUCCCGGACAGGUUAAGGAUUUACAACUGGAAAAAGCUCACCCCUCUGGCCUAUCUCGAUUACCAUACAGACACUGUCAAUGCAGUGGAUUUUUCGGACGACUUGCCAGAGUAUGGACAACUGCUUGCCGCUGGUGGUAAAGAUGCCAGGAUCAGUUUGUGGUCUUUAUAUAAUGAGAAAAGACAGGCUGUUCAGUGACAAGCACGCUGAUGGCGAGUUUUUUCAACUCGGUGGAGUUAUGUGGAACGGUGAGUAAAAUGAGGUUAUGCCGCCUUUGCAACUAUUCCCUCCUUUUUUAAGGCACAGUCAGGAGCCUGCCUCGUUCCCAGACGUCUCUCUCUCGAUAUAAAUUUGCGCGCAAAGGGAAGAUGGGAAGGAAAUCACCUUUCUUCUUUCUCCUUCCCUUGGUCCCUCGCGGUUCGUCACCAGUCACUCGCGUUUCGUAAUCGCAUUGCUUUACACCGGUUUCGCUACUUGUCUGAAAUUCGCUACGUUCGAGUUCGCUACCUACAUAUUGCGCUCGCUGCCUAUUGGCGAAGUCCAAAACUUACUCCUUCGGAGAGGCAAGCGUAAAAGGACGAAAGAAAGAGUUUGUAGGUAACUCCAUCGUAUAAAAAGAUCACGAAAGCAGUGCGAUAGAUGCUGGUCUCUAAUAUAGACAAGCAUUCAAAUGAGUCGUGGAACUGCUUCGUUAAGAGUAGCAUCCAGGGCUCUCUCGCCCGCUCUUAAAAACUUUCGCUGCCGUUUUUCUCGACUCGACUGUCCGCUCCUGGAUCUCCAAGGAUGGGAAUGACAUGGCCACUCAGCCACAUGAAACCAUUUUUCGUAGCAGGGAACAAGGCAAUUAGUCGAUCUCUUUUUUGUGAUUUUGUUAUAAACCAGGCUCCCUAAAGAGGCUUUAAUUAUUUUAAUACGUAGCACAAGCCAAUCAGAUGCUACUUGGAUAGAACAAAAUGAAAUAGAAUGAGUCAUUGAAAGUCAAAUUUAGUGUGAGCACAAUUUCGCAAAGAAGCGGGCAUUACGCGACGAACGUUAGCUUCUUCAUCAAAAUUACCUCAACAAACAGCCAGUAAUGUUGGUUUUGUUUUUGAAUGGUCAAGAAAAAAGAUUGUGAGUAUUCAAAUCUAUUUUGUUUGUGUUUAAUACUUAAACGCAAAAUUGAACCUUAAAGCUCUCUUCAAGUCAGUUAAAUGCGCUUUUUUUUGUCGGCCAUCUACUACUUUGAAGUUUUAAUUAAGAAGGAAACGAAGCUAAAAUUCUAUGGCAAGUGAUGCCACCUUAUUUAAUACAUCCAUUGCAAUCCGAGAAAAGCGCUUAUCCGAAUUGACCAGGAUUUUUGGCAUAAACGUGCCUGGUGAUUAAAUUCACUGGUAAAUAUGAUAUGCCACUAUAAGAAAGAAAGGAUUUCCAAAUUUCAUUUUUCAACUCAUUUCUAUUGUACUCAGAGAUGCUAAAAAAAUUUUUUCAACUAAAAUUUAAAGCUUUUUCUUAAAAAGUUCUGCAACUGUUAAAGUCUCGUUCUUAACUGCACGCGAUGAAUAGCAUUGUUUCCAAUGUUUAAUUUUUUUCUUUUUUGAUGACUUGUUCAAACUCCGUUGCUACGGUUACACGUCAUUCCGUUUAAAAAUUUUAAAGAAGUGAAGGAAAUUUAGAUCGGCCUAUUUGUUAUUUUUUUAUGCCUUGAGGCCUAAUUACAAGACAUCUUUACGACUGAACGAGUUUUUAAUUUUUUCCUAUUAUGAUUCUCAUGUGGCAUAUAGACGUUUUCACGCGACUUUCUUUCUAUACUCAAGCUAUUUCUCGCUCUCAAUUUCAUUUUAAAACAUUAAAAAUCCACCCGGCCUCGUCUCUAAGUCGCUUUAGGGUGAUUCAUUGUUUCCAAACAGCUGCAUGAUUUGUGAGUAUAUUUUGGUUUCAGAUGCUCAGCAUGAGAAGAUCGUUUCGUGAUUUCUUUCAGAAUUGUAUCAGUAUUUCUUGCUGAAUAAAGCGCGUAUUCUUUGGACUCGAAUUCAAGAGAAUCUGUUUUUCUUCAAGCAGAGUUUUGAAAGUAAUUAACGCUGCUAUUAUUUUACUGCUAAGUUUGGAUGUGUUAACGGUAUCUAGCUUAAACCAGGUGCAAAAACACUGAGGCCAAAACUAAAAGGAAAUUUCGACCGUAAAUAGAGUUAAUAAUAGUUAAGUUUUAACGGCAUAAAAUUUAGUAUUUAUCCUACGAUCUUUUCUUGGAAAUAGGAUCUGUAUACAUUUACCAAGUCCUUUUUUGGAUCUAGUUAAAAUUGGUUUAUAUUUGCUUUCAAAAAAUUGAAAGUUCAAACUACAGUUUCAAUUGGUUAAGAAACUUUGUUGACUAAAUCUUUUUGACACUGUAUGCUGGAGAAAUGCUGUAAUAUUUUCAGUCCCUAGGAGAACAUGUUACAUUGAAAUGCAAAUCUUUUACAUGUAUUCUAUAGUCGAAUUCUUAGCUGUAUAUUUACGAUAAUCAUUAUUUUUUUAAAUUUUAUUUUUAGGAUCUCCUCGACCUAUGGCGUACACGCUGAGUGAGGUAAGAUGGUUGGAAGUCGAACUAAAAGGCAUCUCUUCAGUGUAUUGAUAACAGCCGCUUUUCUUUCUGUCGGAUUUCUGUUUGCCCUCUUGGAAAGAUAUCCUCAAGACAUUUUUAAAAUACAAAACUCAUUUCCUGCGUUAGGUGACGCAUUUGUAACCGAUAAGCAGAUGGUAACAUGGACUCCUGCGAACACAACAAAGGAUACCUCCUCGGCAAAUCCACAAUUACAAACCUCAAGUAAACGUCAAGUUUUGCUCAUAGUAGCUCAUGGCAGAUCUGGUUCGACAUUCCUGGCGGAUAUUUUUAACCACCAUCCGCGCGUUUUUUACGUCUUCGAGCCUCUUCACGGGUUGAUUCCUAAACAGAAAGACCAAAAUUACGAGACGUACGCAUUGAAUUUUCUUUACCGCAUUUUCCAGUGCGAUUUCAGCGCUGAAAAUGCCGCGCACCAUUUUGGUCACUUCUAUCGGCACUACAGCCGGGCAUUGAGUUCUCCUCCUUUCUGUAAAUAUGAACCUUCGGAUCCCAGAUGGCAUUUUAAUUUUUGUUUUCCUCUAGAUGAAGCUACCCUUGAACAUUCAUGCAAAUCACAGUACAACACAAUCGUAUACAAGCUGCUUUUUGACCGUAUUCCCGGUAAUUCAGUUGAGAAGCUAUUUGGUGUGUGUGAACUGGCGAGAAUCGAAUGUAAAGUAAUUCACUUAAUUCGAGACAUAAGGCCAGUUGUGAUGUCGGCCAGGAAAGUGGCCUUCUUUAGAGAGGUGGAUCACAAAUCCAAGCCGUCACUGCGACAAUUUGUUUAUUUUCACUGCGAAGUAACAGAAAACAACCUUCAACUGGCGAAAUCUCUGGACCUGUCUCUUCGACGUCGCUAUGUACUGGUUAGAUACGAAGACCUGGCAGUUCAACCUUUGCAGCUUUUAGAUUACUUGUUCGAGUUUGCCGGUCUUGAAGUACUUGAAAGCAUUAAACAGUGGGUAGUCAACACAACACAGCCUAAUUUUAACGAUCUUCAACAACAAGCAAGGAACCCCACGUCUGUUAUAAGAAACUCGCUAGAAGUUCUGAACAAAUGGCGACUUAAAGCAGAUCCUUUAGACAUGAACAUCAUUGAACGAUAUUGCCGAGAUGUCAUGAAAAUGAUGGGUUAUAUACCAAUACAAGGAUCGUAUAGACUGCUGCGAAAUCUUUCAUCUCCGCUGUUUAAUGAUACUUUCCCAGCUCAACAAUGGAUCAAAGGGUAUCAAAAAAGCUUACUUUAA
This is a messenger RNA of Porites evermanni, 12745 nucleotides long. The record is from the annotation of a GenBank genome assembly. Lineage: Eukaryota; Metazoa; Cnidaria; Anthozoa; Scleractinia; Poritidae.